Messenger RNA from Helicoverpa armigera (cotton bollworm), 4462 nucleotides. It is a transcript of the gene Sfxn2, whose product is annotated as sideroflexin-2. Lineage: Eukaryota; Metazoa; Arthropoda; Insecta; Lepidoptera; Noctuidae. The coding region runs from base 161 to 1141 and encodes 326 amino acids. Gene Ontology annotation, cellular component: mitochondrial inner membrane. Gene Ontology annotation, biological process: serine import into mitochondrion; monoatomic ion transport. The record is from RefSeq and is a predicted model, not a curated record. Gene Ontology annotation, molecular function: monoatomic ion transmembrane transporter activity. The transcript is spliced from 9 exons.
UGACAGCUGUGCUGUGGACUCCAAAAUCCGGCUCCGCGUUCGUGCUUGACAGUUGUUUCUAGCUUCGCGGCGCCGAUACACUUUUUGUUCAGCAUUUUGUAUCAAUAAAAUACGUUUAUUCGUAAUUAAUUCGUCAGGGAAUUAAAAGCCACUCACAGUCAUGGCAAUGGAGAGGAUAGACAUUACCCAGCCUCUCUGGGAUCAGAGCACAUUUGUGGGCCGGUUCAAGCACUUCGCCUUCAUUUCCAACCCUCUGCUAUCUCUCGCUUCAGAAAGUGAGCUGCAUGCUGCUAAGGACCUUUAUUUGAAGUACAAAGCAGGCCAAGAGCCAGCAGGCACAAAGUACGAGCAACUAGUGCGAGCGAAGCAACUCUACGAGUCGGCCUUUCAUCCCGACAGCGGGGAGUUGCAGAAUGUGUUCGGCAGAAUGUCAUUCCAGAUGCCCGGAGGAUGUCUUAUUACGGGAGCUAUGUUGCAGUGGUAUAGAACACCAGUAGCAGUAGUAUUCUGGCAAUGGGUGAACCAAUCCUUCAACGCUCUCGUGAACUACACGAACCGUAACGCGAACUCCCCUCUCACCACCACACAGAUGGGCAUCGCUUAUGUAUCGGCUACAUCAGCCGCCAUGACUACGGCGCUAAUCUUCAAGUUUAGCGUUCAGAAGAGAGCGAAGAACCCCAUUUUAGCUCGUUUCGUCCCAUUCGUAGCAGUGGCGGCCGCUAACUGGGUGAACAUUCCUCUGAUGAGACAAAAUGAAAUACUAUUAGGUCUGGAUGUGACAGAUGAAAAUGGAAAAGUUAUAGGCAAAUCUCAGAUAGCGCCCGCUAAAGGAAUUUCUCAAGUUGUUACCUCAAGGAUAGCAAUGUGUGCCCCGGGCAUGCUGCUCCUGCCGGUCAUCAUGGAGCGUCUGGAGCCGAAGCCGUGGAUGCAGCGCAUACGCUGGGCACAUAUCGGCAUACAAACAGCUAUUGUCGGCAUGUUCCUAACAUUUAUGGUGCCGACUGCCUGUGCAAUCUUCCCACAGAGAUGCAAAUUAUCCAUAGACACAAUCAAACGUUUUGAAAAGGACAACUAUGAAGAGAUCUUGAAGAACACAAACGGUAAGCCGCCAGAAUACGUGUACUUCAACAAGGGAUUGUAAACUAUUAGUUUUUAUAAGUGAAAUAUUCUCAUAUAAGAGUUAAAUACAAGUUAUAUGUAGCCAGUGAGGUAAGUGUUGAAUGAUCAAGAAUAAUAUUAUAAUAUUAGAACUUAAAGUGCAUGUUUUGAGAAGUAAUGUAUUGUACUGCAUUUGAGUAGAACUGUUAAUAAUUACUUUAUCAAUUGAAUAAUUUACUAGGCAGAAGUUUAUUUGUUUAAUUAGUAUUUUUUUAAGUCUUAUCAGUCUUAAGAUGGUUUACUUUGAGCAUAAACGCUAGUUUUUUUAAAGGGUAUGAUUUAAGCUGUCACCAAUUUAAUUCAUUUUGUGUUUCUUAAAUAAUAGGGUUUGCCCUCAAAAUAGUAGAUUUGUCACCAAAAUGUAUCACCAAACAAUAUAAAAUCAAUUCCACAAUAAAUUACCGAAAAUCAUGGAGAUAUGGGGUCAAGUACCAAAUAAAUGGUUUUGUAUGUAUUAUAAUAGGUUUGUCCUAAUAGUAUUUAGGCAAACUAUUUUAAAGAGAUCACCAAUAAAUCAGAUAUUAUAUCACUAGAAAAUUUCAUGAAUUGUAUUAAAAUGUAGGGUGGUCGUCAUCAUCCUUUCAACCAAAAGAGUCUACUACUUCACCGGCCAUGUGCCUCCCCCAAGGGUCUUAAUUUCCACAGGUAAUAUAAAUAUAUUUAAAUUAAAUUUCUAGCUGAAUAGUAAAUAAAACACUUAAUUAAAGUCAAAAUAAGCAUCGUAUGAUCGUACCUACAACCAACCUACAACCCAUUCGUUGAGGCCGAAAGCGCGCCAAUUUGUCUCCCUUCCCUUCCUCUUCCCUUUGAAAAUAUUUUCAUUAAAAUUAUAAACUGAUGUAUUAAAUUGGUAACGAAUACAUUAUUUUAAUAACUGAACAUAAUAAAAUGUAACUACUGUAUUGGUGACAAAAUAACAAAUAAAAAGCAGUCGCAGUCAGGGAUCGAUUAAUCGAUUUAUUUGGUGACAGAUCUACCAUUUUGAGCACCAAGCUAUUAUUUAAGUAAUAAAACUAUUAUUAUAAGAACGAAGUUUAUAUUCAUGUAAUGCACUACAAUUUUAUUGGUGAUCCAUCUCAUAUUUUAUACAUUAUAUUGACAAUAAUUUGGUAAUUCAUACAUGGGAACACUCUUUCUUUAUCUGAGAACGAAAAUAUUUCGCGGCGAUAAAUCUAUUUAUUAGGUGAUACAACUUGAUGACAAAAAUAAAUUUUGGUGACAAAAAAUAUAGUUCCCUUUUUUAAACAACUUUUUACUAUGAUUUUUCACGUUCAAUUUCCAAAGUAAACAGUUUUUUAAGGGUAAACGGAACCUAGACUAGAAAAAACGUAAUAGUGGGUUGAGUAUGUAUUUUCAGCACUGCUUUAAAAGGCUUGGUACUUAAAAAUUGUGAUAAAAACAUGUAGAAUUAAUAUUGGCUUUCAAAAUAUCCUUCUUGAUCAUUUCAAUACUUUGUAUGAAGUCAAUUUGUUAUAACUACAACCACUGGUUCGAAUCAGUAAAGUUAUCAAUCGUUAUUUUUUAACCGAUAUAUUGUUUUUGUAUUAUUUUUUUCAAUCGAUUCUCUAAAAUCAAGUAUUGUUAAAAUUUUUAAACGUAUUAUUUUUGUUUUCUGUAAAAUUAAAAAUAAAUAAGCUUUAUUUAGAAAAACAAAUGCAGAUUAUCCUUGAAUGCGCGUGCGCGACUGUUCAAACUUUUUGUAUUUUUAUUUUAUGGAUAUUAUUGCAUUAAUUUUCAUUGUAAAAAAGUUUGCUAAAUCAAAAUGCUUUAUUUUCAUAUUCAUUUACAUCAUACUUUAUUGUUUUAAGCUUCUCUAUUGCGAAAUAUUUAAGAUCUGUUUUUGUGGAAUGUUCUAGAAAUUGUUUUUGGUUAUUUUUUUUACGCGUGCGAUAUACAUUCCGGUUUCCAAUUGCUUUUAUUGUAUUUUUUUUUGCUUUUUGCAUUACAUGUUAAGGUAUUAUAUUUUUGUAUACAUUAAUUUCUAGUCCCGUAUUUUGGGUUUGGGGCGGUGGCAAUAUGUAAAAGAAAAAUAUGACAAUUACUUAUUUAUAAUUCUAUAAUUUUCGUGUUUGUGAACUGUUAUAAAAAUAUAGUUGGCCUAAGUAAGGUUCAUUAUUUAAUAAUGUUGUCAGAUUUUAGCAGCUCUGAGUCUGCAUUUUUAAUCAUAGGCCUUCAAAUUUGACAACAGAAAACGGUUCGGUUAUGUAUGGCUGCAACUCACCGUAGGUCAUUUCAAUUUCACCAAAGCAUUUUUCAAUAGCAGCGGUCUGCCAAAGUUAAGAAUGCCACUGCCUCUUAAACUGUGACAUCAAUUUAUUUACAUAAGCUCAAUAAAAAUAUCAUUUAAUUGUAAGCGAAGACGGGUGACAUGUAUUGUGUUAAUUAUUAUACCUCUCUACAGAACUUGGUUAUCUUUAGUCCUGUCCUUAUAUCAUAGUGAUGUGAUUUAUUGUACAUAUUUUGAACUUAAAUGCAACGGAAAAUAAGUUUCAAAUAUAUUAGAAAGAGAAAUAAGCAGUCGCUUCUUGUAAAGCACUGGUACUCAGCUGAAUCCGGUUAGACUGGAAGCCGACCCCAACAUAGUUGGGAAAAAGCCUCGGAGGAUGAUGAGAAAUACAUAGUGAGUAAUCUGGCGGCAUGAAUGUGAUGCCUUAAAACGCAGAUUUUUGAAGUUAAAUAUGUUUGGACAGUGGACUAAAGAAAACCUCAUUUUGUAAUAGGGUUCCAAGCGAUAUUAUUUACGCCCAAAUUAAGUUGAUUUGAAUAAGACAAACGUUGAUAUUACUGAAUGUUUCCAUUUUGUUAUUAUGUAACUGUUUAAUCUUACAUCUUUAUUUAAUUAAUUAAAAAAAAAACGAUAUAGCUAGACCAGAGCAAUUUUUUUUUUAAAGAAACGUGUGUUACUGUAAAUCAUACGUACAUAAAUUAUGUUAAAAUGAGUUCAUUCUAUGAAGCACAAAACGCAAAAAUAUUGUUGUAAAACUAUGUAAGACACGUCAGCAUAUCAAGCUACCAAUCUGUCAAACUUCAAUAGGUUUUCAACUCUAUCUCUAAAGUAUAAGAUUCAAUUUUGAUUGAGGAAAAAAACAGAUUGGUGUAGCUUGAUAUGCUGGCAUCUGUACAUUUAUUUAAAUUGGCAUUUUCAAAGCUUUCUCUAUUUAGUGCCAUUUAUUUGUGCAGCAAAUGUAUUAUAUUAUUUUCGUAAACUAUCGAUAUUAGUUGUUAUGAUAUUCUGUAGUAUUUAGUUCUAGUACUUAGUAGUAUAUCUGUUGCAAUGCCGAGACAAUAAAAGUAUUAGAAAUUA